UCACGGCUCUAAUGCUACACACAGACAAUGCCUUGCAUACACCGGGGUACUGGGCACUCUCUUGAUGCAGGAAGCGCUCUCUUAGAGAUUUCCUGAUCCUCUUCCUGCACCUCAGGAUGUGACGCAAGUCAAAGGACAAGGUGAGGCAGAGCAGUGCUUAGAAGAUACCUACAUCGCCUCGGAGACGUCGCAUUCAUCAUCCAGUGCUGUAAGACAGGACAGAUACCAGCAAGUUCUUAUCUCUACAAGAGAGUCCGUCCACUUUUCGCAUCUUCAGGUGACCAUCUUGGGACCAGGACAGGAUCUGCUUGCCUGUUGUGUGCAUGACCCCUGCUAACCCCGUGAGGGUGAUAUGUGGCCUCUGUCUGAAAUGGUGGCGUUGGCUUCCUGAGCGGUGUCUGUGGUUACACACAUGAUCCUGCGCACGUUGAAGACGGCGCUGGAGGAGGAGAGACGAGGACACCGACCAAGGCAAGAGUUCAAAGAUGACCAGAGCGAGGUCUUACAGUACGAGGGAGACGAGGAGCGGGACGGCGUCGUGUACGGUGUAUAUCUACGAAACGCAAGCUCCCAGCAGCCUCCUGUUAGAGUGUUAGCUCUGCGUGCCGGCACUCUUCCCAAGCUUAUCCUCCAUCUCCUGGAAGCUCGGAUUCUGGGGGACACCACCUACAUCCCAGCCUUCCUGGCCACGUACCGCACCUUCACCAGUCCCCAUGAAGUGCUGAGGACGCUGCUGCACAGGUUGGAGGGCAAUGACUACACUCAGGCAACUGAUAACUCCUAUGGAGGAAAAGAUGAUGACGUCAGCAGUCUCUUUUGCGGCUGGAUGUCUCAGUAUCCAGAGGACUUUAUAUCACUGGACCCUGGUGUGAGGGAAGAACUGUCUCGCUGCUUCUUACGACUGAAGAAAACCAAAUUGGUGACAAAACUACAGGAGGUCGAUGGCGGGCAGAAGACCGUGACCGAGGAUGUCCCCUCGGCAGGAGGGGAGACCGACUACUACGACCCCUUAGAUGUCCUGACGUUCCAAGCCGUAUACGUGGCGGAGCAACUGACCUGCCUGGAGGCGUCUCUCUUCUUAAAAGUCGUCCCGUACGAGUGCCUGGGGUCCGUGUGGUCUCGCAGAGACAGGGGAGGAGAGCACUGUGACCGAUGCCACUCUGUCCGAGAGACUGUCCGCCACUUUAACCGCCUGUCAAGGGCUGUCACAUCGUCGUGCGUUCAGGACGCGCAACUGAAGCCACAACAAAGGGCUCGGGUCAUUGAGAAGUGGGUGCGAGUGGCCGAGGAAUGCUGGAACCUCAGGAACUUCUCCUCCGUCUAUGCCAUCCUCACGGCCUUACAGAGUACGUCUGUGCACCGCUUGAAGAGAGUGUGGGCAGAGACGUCCAGGGAAAUCCAGCGCAGUUACCAGGACAUGAGCGAGGUGUUUUCUGAGAAGGACAAUUACACCCGGAUGAGGGAGCUUCUUUUCCAGUCUCAGGACGCUUCUGAUGUAACCUCCAAAAAACACUCUCCCCGUGCCAGAGACCCCCGAGCCACGGGGGUCAUCCCGUACCUCGGAGUCUUCCUCACUGACCUCGUUAUGCUGGACUCCGCCAUCCGGGAUCAUCUGGAGAACGGAUUCCUGAACUUUGAGAAGCGCAGGAAGGAGUUUGAGUCGCUUUCUCAGAUCCGGCUCCUGCAGACCGUCUGCCUGGGAUAUCGCCUCACUUUAGAUCCGCACUUCGUCGGCUGGUUCCAGAGACUGCGUCUUCUCAGCGAGGACGAGAGUUACCGAUUGUCAUGUGACAUUGAAUCAAACCAAGAUGCAACGGUAACCUCACCGGCACCAGUGAAGCCUACAGUGAUCAUCACACACUGCACGGAUCUUCUGGCCUCCAUUGCGGCGCCUUUUGGACCCAGCAUGCACCUGGUGUCCUGGGACACGCCCUGCGAGCGGCUGCUGACUCCAGGCCUGAGCCCGCAACAGAAAAGCCCUUCAGUUCCGACCCUGGAUACACAGAGCUCCCCCAAACCAGCGCACAAAGGCUUGCUGAGCCCGGUAAGGACACACAGACGUUCUGCAUCUUGUGGCAGUCCGCUGAAUGUGACGCUGAAUGUGCAGCACAGCGCCUCUUCCGAGAGCAUCACCGAGCAGGGAAAAUUUCCUGACCCUGCAGCAGACUUCCGCAUCAUUCGAGCACGGGUGGAGCCAGCAGAGAAGAACAGCGUCUACAAGAGCGUGCGGAUCAACAGUCAGGAGAAGGCUCCCACAGUGAUCGACAGGAUCGUCCGGAAACAUCACACGAUACUCCAGGGGCCGCAGGAACUUGUUCAGUUGUUACCUGGGAAUAAAGAGCUGGUCAUCCCGGGCACUGCCAACGUCUUCUAUGCCAUGAGCUCAGCUAGCCUGGAUUUCCUGGUCCGUCCGCAGCAUCUCCCCACCGUGGCCCAUCAGCAUGAGGCACGGCCCCAUCUGAAGGCACAAAUCCAUGCCACCUACCCCAAAAUGAAGAGCAAAGCGGGAGACUUUGCAAAGUCCCUCUUCUAGAAUCUACAUGUAGGACUGACGCUACAUCAGGACGCUUCCUGUCAUGCUGGGGGCUUGUUCUUCGUAGUCCACAGGCCCCUGGACACGACACUUUCCUUGCUCUGCACUGACACGGUGAGGAGACUGCACCUUCUUUUAUCCCACUGUUACAGCAUCAAGAACAUUCUAUGGCUGACGUGAAAAGACGGGAUGUCAUCCGGCAGCUUUGUGGCGACCGCGCAGGAUAUGGCGCCACGCUGCACGUACAGUGCUGCUCAACCUCUAUACACUAUCACGAAACACUAUGUACUGUAUUCCCAGGCUGGAACUGUCUGUAUUUCUAUGUUAUAUCUAUAUUAUAUUUAAAAAAAAUAAACUGUGUAGAACUAAA
This is a messenger RNA of Bufo gargarizans (Asiatic toad), 2903 nucleotides long. It is a transcript of the gene RGL2, whose product is annotated as ral guanine nucleotide dissociation stimulator like 2. Gene Ontology annotation, biological process: positive regulation of GTPase activity; Ras protein signal transduction. Gene Ontology annotation, molecular function: guanyl-nucleotide exchange factor activity. The record is from RefSeq and is a predicted model, not a curated record. Gene Ontology annotation, cellular component: plasma membrane. The transcript is spliced from 18 exons. NCBI's taxonomy places the organism in Eukaryota, Metazoa, Chordata, Amphibia, Anura, Bufonidae. The coding region runs from base 413 to 2533 and encodes 706 amino acids.